AUGGCCAACGCGGCGCUCAUCUCCUACUGCGCCCUCUUGCUGUCAGACCGCUUGGAGCAUGAGAUUACGUUGGCACCGCUGGCCGUCAAGGCACUGCGCAGUCUGGCGCUCCUGCUGCUGCAGGAGCCCUCCCUGGUGAGCGAGGAUGCUGUCAAAGAGGCGGAGAUGGAGCCCGAAGAGGAGCAGGCACGGGGGGAGAGCCCGAGCCCAGAGAAUCCUAGAAGCGAGGGCCGACCCAGCUCCUUCUAA
This is a messenger RNA of Symbiodinium natans, 249 nucleotides long. Lineage: Eukaryota; Dinophyceae; Suessiales; Symbiodiniaceae. The record is from the annotation of a GenBank genome assembly.